Molecule: messenger RNA, 3115 nt
Organism: Calypte anna (Anna's hummingbird)
Lineage: Eukaryota; Metazoa; Chordata; Aves; Apodiformes; Trochilidae
Gene: TBL3
Product: transducin beta like 3
Exons: 22
Coding region: 87-2504 (805 amino acids)
Biological process (GO): endonucleolytic cleavage to generate mature 5'-end of SSU-rRNA from (SSU-rRNA, 5.8S rRNA, LSU-rRNA); endonucleolytic cleavage in 5'-ETS of tricistronic rRNA transcript (SSU-rRNA, 5.8S rRNA, LSU-rRNA)
Cellular component (GO): 90S preribosome; small-subunit processome; nucleolus
Molecular function (GO): protein binding; U3 snoRNA binding
Source: RefSeq, a predicted model, not a curated record
CCUUAGCAACCGGGAGCGCCGGAAGUUGCGCCCUUUUCCCUUAGCAACCGGGAGCGCCGGAAGCGGGCGACACGCGGAGGGGAAAGAUGGAGGCGGGCACCGGCACCCCCGUGCGCUUCAAGAGCAACUACGCCGUGUCGAGGAGGAUCGAGCCGUUCUAUAAAGGAGGGCGAGUGCAGGUCAGCAGCGAUGGGAAGUUCAUGUUCUGUCCCUGCGGCCCCAAGCUCAACAUCAUCGAUGUGGAGACGGGAGCUCUGCGGAGCCUGCAGCAGGGUGAAGAGGAGGAUAUCACUUCCUUUGUCCUCAGCCCUGACGAUGAGCUCCUGGUGACAGGCAGCAGAGCUCUGCUGCUGAAGCAGUGGGACUGGAGAGGGGACAAGUGUGUCCGUAGCUGGAAAGCCAUCCACGUGGCCCCGGUGGCCACCAUGGCCUUUGACUCAACCUCCACCUUGUUAGCCACAGGUGGCUGUGACAGCACCAUCAAGGUCUGGGAUAUGGUCAAGCACUACUGCACACACAACCUGAAAGGAUCCUCAGGAGUUGUACACCUGGUGGAGUUCCACCCCGAUUCCUCCCACCCCCAGCUCUUCUCCUCCUCCAUGGAUUACAAAAUCAGGAUCUGGGACCUCAGCUCCAGCUCCUGCCUGGCUGCCCUGGGCGGCCAUUUCAGUGCUGUCACCUCCCUGGCCUUUGCUGACAGGAACACCCUGCUGAGUUCUGGCCGGGAUAAAGUCUGCAUGGUGUGGGACCUGAGAAGCAGGGAAAGCAAACGAACCAUCCCUGUCUAUGAGAGUGUGGAAGCUGCUGUCUUGUUACCCCCAAAGGGAGAUUUCUCUCAGCUGGGAGUGAAGAAGAAAGGGUUGCACAUCAUCACAGCUGGCAGCAAAGGCAUCCUGAAAGUUUGGGAAGCAGCCACAGCUGCUUGUGUGUACAGCCAGCCCGUGCCCUUUGAGCUGAAGGAGGAGGUGAGUGAGCACAGCCUCACCCAGUGCCUCCUCCUGCCUGCCAGGAACCAGCUCAUCACUGUGUCAGUGGAACACAACUUUGUGUUCUAUGAUGCUCAAACUCUGCAGCUCAGGAAGCAGCUUGCAGGUUACAACGAUGAAGUUCUGGAUGUGAAGUUCCUGGGCCCAGGUGAUUCUCACAUCGUUGUGGCCACCAACAGCCCCCAGCUGAAAGUGUUUGAACUCUCCACAUCCCACUGCCAGAUCCUCUAUGGCCACACAGACACAGUUCUUGCUUUGGAUGUCUUCAGAAAAGGCCUGAUGUUUGUCAGCUGUGCUAAGGACAAAAGCCUCCGGAUCUGGGGGAUGAACAGAGAUGGGAGAGUGCUCUGCCUUGCCCAGGGCCUGGGGCACACCCACGGGGUAGGAGCAGUCUCCUGCUCAAGAAUGAAAGAAAGCUUUGUAGUAACCAGCAGCCAGGACUGUACAAUCAAGAUCUGGAAUAUCCCAGAAUCUCUCACUUCCAAGGCAAAAGCCUUGAUCUCCAGCCCAGAAACCCUUCAAGCAAAAGUGACUGAGAAGGGUCACAACAAGGACAUCAACAGUGUGGCAGUUUCUCCUAAUGACAAGCUCAUUGCCACGGGCUCCCAGGACAGGUUGGCCAAGCUCUGGUCCUCUUCUGAUUGCUCUCUGCUGGGUGUCUUCAGUGGGCACAAACGUGGGAUCUGGUGUGUGCAGUUCUCCCCAGUGGAUCAGGUUUUGGGAACUUCCUCAGCAGAUGGGACCCUGAAGCUUUGGGCUCUUCGGGAUUUCAGCUGUCUGAAGACCUUUGAGGGUCAUGAUGCCUCAGUACUGAAGAUCAUUUUUGUGAGCAGAGGAACACAGCUGCUCAGCAGUGGUUCUGAUGGUCUCUUAAAACUCUGGACAAUUAAAACAAAUGAGUGUGUGAAAACAUUAGAUGGUCAUGAGGAUAAAAUCUGGGGUCUUCACUCUAACAAGCAAGAUGACAUGGUUGUGACAGCAUCCAGUGACUCCUGCAUCACCCUGUGGAAGGAUGUCACUGAAAUUGAAGAGAAAGAGGCACAAGCUAAAGAGGAGGAGCAGAUUCUGAAAGAGCAGGAGCUUUCCAACCUGCUUCAUGAGAAAAGGUACCUCAGGGCCUUGGGGCUGGCAAUCUCCCUGGACCGUCCCCACACGGUGCUGAUGGUGGUGAAAGCCAUCCUCAAGGAAACUGAUGGGAGAAAGCACCUGGAAGAGAACAUUGCUCGGCUCCGGAAGGAUCAGAAAGAGGCAGUGCUGACAUUCCUGGUGACCUGGAACACCAACUCCAGGAACUGCCACGAGGCCCAGGCUGUCAUUGAGACCCUCCUGAAGCACGAAGCCCCAGAGACCCUCCUGCAGUACUCAGGCAUUAAAUCUGCUGUGGAGUCCCUGCUGCCUUACACUGAGAGGCAUUUCCAGAGGCUGAGCAGGUUGCUUCAGGCUUCCAUGUUCCUGGAUUUCAUGUGGCAGAACAUGAGGCUGGCUGACAUGGCCCCACAGGAGGACAAGGUGUUGUGAGGCCUCUCUGCUUGGAGGGGAGAGUCCAAACUGCUUCCCUACCAAGUCUGGCAAUUAGGACUGUUCCUCUGUUUUAUAAUAAAUUUUUAAAGCUCAAAUUUCUAAAAAAACUCCAGGGUUUCCAUCUCCCUGGGGCUGCAGGAGAGGAUGGGACCAUUCCUUUUGCAUUUUCACCUCCCUGUGAUUUGUUCAGACACUUAAACAACACCAAGUUUGGAGAAAAGGUAAAAACCUGGCUCUGAGCAAGCAGUUGGUCUUUAUAAAGUCUUUUAAUUCCCAGUAAAGUUGGGAGACACCACUGGGAAUGUUGUACCACAUCCCAAAGCCCCCAGGCACUGGGGAUAUUCAGUAUUUUCUUUGCUUGUUUCUGUCACCUGUUGCUCACCCCCAGUUUUAGCACCUGGGAGCAAGAUAAGGGUAAUUUAUUUCCCCAGCAGGCAAAUCUUUAUAGAAAACCAAGCAGUCUUCAUAGAUACUUGUGUGGUUUAUUUCAGAGACAAAAAUGUAUAAAAUACAGAAUAACAUAAACACCUUAGAAGUUGGUUAAAUUGCUUGUUUAAAAAAAACAAUUCACAGAUACAUGGAGAAAAAAAAUCAAAGAGAGCCACCUG